This is a messenger RNA of Nymphaea colorata (pocket water lily), 927 nucleotides long. RefSeq lists its product as uncharacterized. The transcript is spliced from 3 exons. Bases 231 to 623 code for a protein of 130 amino acids. Lineage: Eukaryota; Viridiplantae; Streptophyta; Magnoliopsida; Nymphaeales; Nymphaeaceae. The record is from RefSeq and is a predicted model, not a curated record.
UAUUCCGGAGUGGAGGUCUGGUGAUCCCCGUUUGCUGUUCUUCGUGCACGAGGGUCGUGCACAAACCCAUUGUCCCCGGUUCGACGCCUCGUUACAGAAGUAAUUUGGGAGGAGGCACUGGUUGGUGGCGUGAAACCUGACGCGCCUCUACCCACCGGAGACUGAGGAGGAGAGCUGGGGCGGCUGGUUUCGCGUGGCCGGGUAUCGAUCAAUACUCAGUACGGGAAGAGAUGGCGCCCAAACGUGGGAAGGCAAAGGCUGGCGAACUCGUGCCCGCCUCGACCCAGCCUCGACAGGUAGCCGGGAAGAAUACUCCGGCGUGCCUCCGCCUCGUUCCUCCGGCUUCCGUCGCCAUCACCAUCCACGCAAAGCCCGGGGCCAAGAUCUCUGCUGUGACAGAUGUGAGCGACGAAGCAGUCGGAGUUCAGAUUGAUGCCCCUGCAAAGGACGGGGAAGCGAACGCAGCGCUGCUCGAUUUUAUUAGCUCGGUUCUAGGAUUGAAGAAAAGACAAAUAUCCAUUGCUUCUGGUUCAAAAUCCAGAGACAAGGUUGUAGUUGUUGAAGAUGCUUCCUUGGAUGCCGUCUUGGAUGCCUUGAAGAAAAAUUGCAAUUGCAAUUCAUAGAAUUUGGGGUAUUGGGCAGCAGGUGUAAAUCUCUACCAGUUGAUGUAGCAAAUGCAUUAGAAUGGAUGAUUUGUAAAGCAUAAAUUUUUUGUCGGCUUUUCUUGAGCCUUAUUUCAAUAUCCUGUUGUAGCCCAAUAGGGUGGUCUAGGGCUUUCAUGAGAAGCCUUUUGUAUGUUACACCACUCUGUUCGUUCUUCAACUAGUUUAACAAAAUCAAGUUUUUCUAUUUCAGUAUCGAAUGGUUGUCCGUACAUUGCGAAGGCAGGAAUAAAAAUAUUCUUCUUUUUGUAUAGCUUUAACAAAA